Molecule: messenger RNA, 2151 nt
Organism: Sphaerulina musiva SO2202
Lineage: Eukaryota; Fungi; Ascomycota; Dothideomycetes; Mycosphaerellales; Mycosphaerellaceae
Product: PLC-like phosphodiesterase
Exons: 5
Coding region: 244-1941 (565 amino acids)
Biological process (GO): phosphatidylinositol-mediated signaling; lipid metabolic process
Molecular function (GO): phosphatidylinositol-4,5-bisphosphate phospholipase C activity
Source: RefSeq, a predicted model, not a curated record
CCGCAGUGCGACAAGUCCUAUCGGUGAUAUAGCAUCGCUCCAUCGGGCAUCAGCUUGCUCGUCGCCGCUGCCUGUCGUUUGCACUGCGAUCAGGGAAAGUACAUCGCAGCGCAGCAGCGUAGCUCGCGUGUGACUUGAUAAAGCAAGCUCAUAUUCGCCUGCUGUGAGGACUCUGUGCUUCGAGAUUUGGAAACAGGACAGGACAGGACAGGACAGGAACAACAGCUGGCUAGCCGUCACGCGAUGGCUUCCAAUCUUGCGUUGUCCCCAGCAAUCACGAAAUAUGCAACUGCAGUCUUCGAGCAGUCUACUCUCGGCUCAGAUGUAACGCUCGAAAGCUUUCUUCAACGUCUAGACUCGCCGGAGUCAUCGGAGCCGCUGCCAGUGCAAGCUGAUACUUCGCACCCUCUUCCACACUACUUCAUCUCCAGCAGCCACAAUACCUACCUCUCUGGGAAUCAGCUCUGGUCGAAAUCGAGCGAGGAAUCCUACAAGCACGCCCUUAAGCAGGGCUGUCGUUGCAUCGAGAUUGAUCUCUGGGAUGGAGACUCACCGUCGUCCUCUGAAGCGGAGGACGACAAGAGCCAAGCGAGCGAUGCAAACGGACUGAGCGGAUUUCUGAAGAAGAAGCUGAACCGACUCCGCUCACGAUCGGAUCCCAAGCAGCCUACACCAGACUCGCCUGCAACUGACGAUCUGAUGCCCACACCGUGGAGAACAACCUCUGAUCGCUCGGAGCCGGUCGUGUACCACGGUUAUACGGCCACGAAAGAGAUUUCGUUCAGAAAGGUAUGUGAAGUGGUGCGCCUAUAUGCCUUCAAGACGACGGCACUUCCUCUCAUUGUCAGCCUAGAAGUGCAUUGCAGUCCAUCGCAACAAGAGAUUGUCUGCGAGCUUAUGCACGAUUAUUGGAGUGAGUUCCUUCUCAAACUCCCAGAUGACUUUUCCGAUACGACACCACUGCCUCCACUCGAGAGUCUCAAGAGGAAGAUACUGGUCAAGGUCAAGUUCGUGGCUGCACAGAAAGCAAGAGCAGCACAAGCCGAUAAUGAUGAUGAAGAAUCAUCAGCUGCGGAUGAAGAGGUCGAGGCCACGAAGAAGAGCAAGAUCAUCGAAAGACUAGGAAGCAUGGGCAUAUUCACACGUGCUUUUCAUUUUCGCGGCUUUGACGAUCCGACGGCAACUAUUCCCACGCAUGUAUUUUCGCUCGGCGAGAGCAAGCUAUUGGAAGCUUGUGAAGAACAGCCCGAGAAGCUGUUCAAGCAUAACCUUCACUAUUUGAUGCGCGCCUAUCCCAAAGGAACACGGCUCCGCUCCACAAACCUGGACCCUACGCCUUUCUGGCGCCAAGGAGUCCAGAUUGUUGCUCUCAAUUAUCAACGACUCGAUGCUGCCAACAUGCUUAAUUUCGCGCAGUUCGAAUCGACAGGUGGCUACGUCUUGAAACCGAAAGGCUACUUGCCAGUAGAAGAAAAGGUCGAGCAGCCAAAAGCAGGCCGAAAGUCUCUCGACCUGUGCAUUCGGGUGUAUGCUGCACAAGCGCUUGGCACAUCGAACAGCGUCCCGGAUGCCUACGUCAAAUGCGAGUUGCACAUUGAGAGCAAGGCAGAAUUUGAGAAGAAUGUGAUUCCGAAAGAGGGACAGAACAAGGGCGGGGAGUGGAAGCGCCGAACCAGAGUCCAUGAAACGAGAGAUCCCGAGUACGACGAGAUGUUGGAUUUCAAAGGAGUGCACAGUAUCGUGCCCGAGUUGUCUUUCGUCAGAUUCAAGGUCAUGGACGAUAACUCCUACCAGAAGGAUAGUCUGCUUGGGUGGGCAUGCUAUCGAUUGGACCGGAUGCCGACCGGACUGGUCCUGUUACACCUGCGAGGAGAAGACUACAAGGCCAAUGGCGCAAAGCUGUUGGUGCACACGAGUGUCCAGUGGAUGGAAGAGCAGUGAGAUAACGAGGUUACGGUAUGACUUCAGCAUGUGCGCCGUGUCGCUCGAUGCUGACGUGUGCAUAGAGUUUGCAUAGGUCAGGUAGGUAGGUAGGUAGGUAGGCAUCAUCAAGGACAUGGCAAAAGUUCGGUGAGAAGCAGCAGUACCUCACUCGCACUACCUCUCUCACCGCACCGGAUUGUCUUUUGAGACGUGUGGUAGGUAGCAUCA